GUGUCCAAACGCAGAGAAAAACUCCUGCUGAAGCGACUGAUCUCCACACUGUUAUAAAGAUGGCGUUUAUUAAAGAGGAGAGUGAAGAUGUGAAGAUUGUAGAAACAUUCACAGUCAAACAGGAAGAUCUGCAGGAACAAACAGACCUAAUUGAAGAGAAUCAGGGGAGUAAAGAGGAGGAACAUCAUGUCAAAAUUGAGGAAAAAACUCAUUUACAGACUGAUGGUAUUUUGAAAAGGAGAGAUAAGAAUCGUUGCACCUGCACUCAGUGUGGAAAGACGUUGGCAAGCAAAAGCAAACUUAAGAUUCACAUGAUGAACCACACUGGAGAGAAACCAUUCAAAUGCACUCAGUGUGGGAAGAGUUUCAGCCAAUCAUCACACCUUAAUCUACACAUGAGGAUCCACACGGGAGAGAAACCUUUCACAUGCACUCGGUGUGGGAAGAGUUUUAGCCAAUCAUCAUCCCUUAAUCAACACAUGAUGAUCCACACUGGAGAGAAACCAUUUACAUGCACUCAGUGUGGAAAGAGUUUUAACUGCUCAUCACACCUUAAUCUACACACGAGGAUCCACACUGGAGAGAAACCAUUCACAUGCACUCAAUGUGGGAAGAGUUUCAGCCAAUCAUCAUCCCUUAAUCUACACGUGAUGAGCCACACUGGUGACAAACCAUUCACAUGCACUCAAUGUGGGAAAAGUUUUAGUCUGUCAUCAUCCCUUAAUCUACACAUAAGGAUCCACACUGGAGAGAAACCAUUCACAUGCACUCAGUGUGGGAAGAGUUUCAGCCAAUCAUCACACCUUAAUCAACACAUGAUGAUCCACACUGGAGAGAAACCAUUCACUUGCACUCAGUGUGGGAAGAGUUUUAACUGCUUAUCACACCUUAAUAAACACACGAGGAUCCACACUGGAGAGAAACCAUUCACAUGCUCUCAAUGUGGGAAAAGUUUCAGCCAAUCAUCAUCCCUUAAUCUACACAUGAUGAGCCACACAGACGAGAAACCAUUUACUUGCACUUAGGCCGGGGUCACACUGGACUUUUCUCCCCAUAAACUUCCUUUCAUAUGGAUGCGAAUGCAUCACACCGGAAACCAAGUUCGUGCGUCAAGUUUCGCAGUUCACUGCGUUGCAAAGUUCAAGCUUGGUGAACUCUGACGUGCAAAAUCAUAUCACUUGACUGUGAGGCCAAACAAAGAUCAAAACAUGACCUCUCUGGAUAGAAAUUUAAAAUGACCAAACGCUCACUUUUUAAAAUGUCUAAUCAUUUGUUCAAUCCCGCCCCUUUUUGCAGUACCAUACAACAGAAUUUUGCAUGCUCAAACUGUAGAGGUGGAACAUCUGGUUUGUUCUGAUAGUCCUUGAAAACUGGAGACUCCGGUAAGAGAGUAAAGGGCUCAGAGAAUUUCAUCCAACAAAAUCUUUAAUGAGUGCCUAUAUUAGUACAGGUCACCUGUUGUUGGUAUAGGUACAAAUGGGGUGUGAGUGUGUGUGUGUGUGUGUGGUCUGAAACAUAAAAUGGGCAAAUUGAAUAUCAAAAAAAUAUUACAGGUUUAUCACUUAACAACAAUCAAACGUGUCCAUUCUGAUUACAACAGAAAACAAUCUGCAAAUAUAUGAAUAAAUUCACUGUUAAUCUGUAGUGUAUAAGAAUGACUUUACACCAUCAAUCAAAAUGUAUACGUUAAUUCAACAAAGAAAUAUGCUGUAGCAUAAAUAGUUUGAACUAGCUUAUUAGCUUCCCAACACAGAUUGACAUAUAACAUCAGAUUAUGCAAAUAUAUGCAUUAAAGGAUUAAUAUAACAUUACAUAUAUUAUCACAACAGUAUUAACAUAAGUAUUGUACAUAUUUUUGGUGAAAAUCAGUAAAUAAACUCUUUCUUGGCAUGAACGCACACAGGGUAGAUAUCUUGCAGUCUCACCAUGCCUCACAUGUGAUUUGUGCCAUGUGCGUGCUCUUAAAUUGAUAGUUGUAAAUGUCUGUGAAAUGAGAGGUCCGCCAUCUAGUGGGUACUCAUAAGAACUGCAACCCCAUUAUAGGACAUUCCUACACAAACUCCAGUGUGACUGCAGCUUCUGUGUGGGAUGAGUUUCAGCAACUCCUCAGACCUUAAUAAACACAUGAAGAUCCACACUGGAGAGAAACCAUUCACAUGAACUCAGUGUGGGAAGAGUUUCAACCGAUCAGCAAACCUUAAUGAACACAUGAAGAUCCACGCUGGUGUGAAAGAGUAUACGUGCUUGAGUGUGAGAAGACUUUUGUUACAGCUUCAAAAUUAAAACCACCAGACGGUUUAAACUGUAAAAAGAGGUUUAAUCAGUUAACACAUCUGAAAACAGAAGAGGAUUCACACUGGAGUGAAACCGUACAGAUCUGAUCAGUGUCUACAGAGUUUUGCUCAUUCGGCGCAGCUUAACAAACACAUGGACAAAAAGUUGCACACAUGACAUGAAUGCAGCAAAACAUUUUCUCAUGUGCACAGGAUGUUUCAUGUCUGAAUAAUGUUUGAAAAGGCUGAGUGACAGUAUACUGUUUUCCAAGACUCCUACACUGCAGUAGGAUUAGUUGUAAAUGUGUUGCGCUUCUCGCGUUUACCGUAAACACAAUGAUGGCAGCUGAGAGAAGAACAGUUUCAUAAACAUCUGGCAAACAGCAUCUCUAAAGCUUAACAUCUCUUUGCAAGUGAUUGUACAGGUGCGGAUACAUCUGUACUCUACUCUCUAGUGUAUUCAUGUGGCUAGUGUUGUUUUGGAUGAUGUUGUCUGUUUGACUCCCAGAAUGAGAAACAAAUCAGUGUGAAGGCACCACACAUCAAAGAAGGUGGAGCUCCAGGACGGUUAGUUUGCAGUAUAACAUGGCCUCAAGUUUAAAAAGCCCAUUCAAUUGUCCUGUGUUGCAUCUUUUAUUAGUGUUUUAUUAGUUAAGUUUCUUUAUUUUUAAGUUUAAGGUUCUUUCUAGUUUACUACAUUUAAUUUUUUGAGUAGAAUACAAACUUGAUAAAUAUUUUCUGAUUUAGGCAGAGCGACAGGUAUUAAGUUGUAGGGAGUCAACGGAUCCUUCCAGAACCGAACAAGUCACAGACCAUAUUAUCCUUAAAAGAUUGGUUGGUGCCUACAUGUCUGAGCUUUGAUUUCAUUUUAAAGCAAUCCACAGGCACCCAGCAACAGGUUAUCCACAGGAUGACUCGCCAGUUGCGAUCACAAAUGUGUGCUAAUUAACUUUAGAUCUUAACACAAUAAAGGAGGCUACACUCAAAGACCCCCCAAACCAGUUUUUGAGAAUACUCAGCAAAGCCCCUUUUGUUCGCACCUGCAAAUGGCGUCUGCAAGGCAAUACACAUUCUCAGGCAGACACAGAAGUGAUCAGAAAAGCUUCCAAAGAUUAAAUGGACAUUCAAGUAAAAUUGUGUUUAUUUGAGUAAUGUAUGUUUGCUUUAACUUUCUGUAGGUUUUUGUGUGUACAUGUUCCAUGUGUUUAACAAAACUGUUAUGGAUAGUUAUUGAGUUAUAGCCCUCGGUGACAAAUGAAAUCUACAGAAUGCUUGUGAAAUACUUCAUGUUUGGUAUUGAUUGAAAGCUAGGAAAGUUUCAAAUGCAUUGGUUUAUAUGAAGAAACCAUACUAUGAAAGGUGUCCAUGUUAUGAUACUUUACUUUAACAAUUAUCCUAUCAAAGCGGCACCCACACAAUGUGCCAACCCGGCCUUUUAGAGGAGGGAACUGGGGUGUGACCCCACCCCGCAGCUUCUCUGAUUGGACAAUCAUUGUGUAGGCCCAGCCUAUACCAAAGCCUAUAAAACUUUGAACAAGAAAAAAUUCUUUGUUGUCUUUCGCCGGUCGUCUUUGCCAGCCGUCGCUGCCCGGACGUUACUCUUCUCGUGCUGUGGCCGUUACAUCGCCUCGCCGGAAGCCUCGUUACAUCACGGAGCAGAUCGCGACCUUCCCUUGCUGCCGGCUCGACCCCCGAUCUGCUUGCGCAACCGCUUCAACAAGCCAUCGGGUCAACUCAUCAGAACUCUAAAACUCUGUCACAACUACAGAAACCCCAGGAAGAACUUCACCUACAAAGCCGCCUCGUCCGACAUCCGACAUAUAUAUAUAUAUAUGUGUGUGUGUGUAUAUA
This is a messenger RNA of Danio aesculapii, 4124 nucleotides long. RefSeq names its product gastrula zinc finger protein xLCGF3.1-like. Lineage: Eukaryota; Metazoa; Chordata; Actinopteri; Cypriniformes; Danionidae. The record is from RefSeq and is a predicted model, not a curated record. The transcript has 2 exons. Gene Ontology annotation, biological process: regulation of transcription by RNA polymerase II. Gene Ontology annotation, molecular function: RNA polymerase II transcription regulatory region sequence-specific DNA binding; DNA-binding transcription factor activity, RNA polymerase II-specific. Bases 60 to 1025 code for a protein of 321 amino acids. Gene Ontology annotation, cellular component: nucleus.